AUGCUUCGGGCGCAGCACCGUGCUCAAGAAGCCUUGAAGAAGGUUAACUUGAAAAGGCGAGGGAAAGCUAGUGAAAAGGUAACUACCAUAAUAUAGAUAGGUUAAAAAUUUUUUGGUUUUUUUGAUUACUAUAACUUUAUGGUGUUCACUAAGAGAACAACAUUCUGUAACAUGUUAUACUUAGCAAGCUGUGUAUACUGUAACUUUUUUCAGCAAUUCAGAAGAUUUCCAGAAUGGACUUCUAUGUUGGCAUUGCCUCAGGUUGUUUACUUCAGAAGCUUCUGUAGUUUGUUUUGGGGACUUGUAUUUCUGGCGGCUGUUGCUAUCUUUAUAUGGCAAUUGGUGGUGAUAAUCGACAACUACAGUAGUUUUCAAUACUCUGUUAUCAGGACUUUGAUAUUCUCAAACUUUUCGUUUCCAGCUGUCACUGCUUGUGAUAUGAAUCCUUACAAAAGGGAUCUGGCUUAUCAGAAUGAGGAGGUGAGUAUAAAUUUUUACAGCAUAAUAUUAAAUAUAAUAGUGUGUGGAUGUUGUCCUGUGCGAUGGCAAGUUAUGUCUUCGUUUGAUAACACAUAUUUUAGAUCAAGAAUUUGAUGGAAACUUUUGAUUAUUUGGUUGCAAAGCUCUACAACAACGAUUCUCUUGUUUACAACAGUACUUACGAACAGAUUGCAGAUGAAUAUAGUCUAAGUGUAAGUUAAAUGGCUUGUUUUACACAUUAUAUAAAUCGACGACUCUUUAAAGCAUUGCAAAGUACAAAUCUACAUCAAAAUUUUAACUUUAAGAAUAUUUUUUAGAAUUACACAUCCUCUAUGACUUUACUGGCACAAAUGAGUACAAUAUUGACUAUGACAGCGAAUACUUUCAAUCUUACUGCAGCGUCUGCUCAAUAUGACGACUUUAUUCAGGGCUGCAGCUUCAAUUUACAGGAUUGUCAAUCUGGGUAAGUUUAUUUCUUGUUUUAUGUUUUAUAUAGUAAAGGCAGGGAUAUACAUAAUGAAGGGGUAAACCUUGCUUGCCAAUUGUGAGGGAGUAGAAAAAGGUAGGUCAUGGGGUCAGUUCAAAUAUUAUAAUAUUUUUUACAGUUUUUUUUAUUUUCAGAGAUUGGACAGUGUUUUACAGUGAAAACAUGGGGACCUGUUACACUUUCAACUUGGCUGGCGAUAAAAAUGUGUCUCGAGUUGGGCCAAUCUAUGGUUUACGAUUGAUUUUGAAGUCAAAUGUAUCUCAAUACCUUCCGGUUACAUCCAUGGAAGGUUUUAAAGUGUAUGCACAUCAUCAACAAGAAUAUCCUUUCCCCGACAUUUAUGGAGUUGAUGUUAUGGUUGGUGGGUCGGCUAAUCUUGGGGUAAGGUUGAGGUUAUAAAGGUAUAUUGGGAAUGUUUUGUGACUUCUGAUGUUUAUAAUUAUUGUUAUUUAAUCUUCUUUAACAGUAAUAAACCGUGUUAUAGGUAACAUUUACCCAGGUAGCACGUCUGAGUGAACCUUACAGUCCAUGUGUUCAUGAAGACGAGAAGCCUGACUUUUACAAUUACCCGUUGAAUUACUCUACUGAAGGUUGUAUGAGGUCGGUGUAUCAAGCUGAUGUAGUAAUCAAUUGUGGAUGUUAUGAUCCAACGUAUCUUCGACCAACCAACAAUACUUUUUCUGGAUCAAAUGACACUUUGAUUGAUACAAAUCAGGUUGUUGUUUGUACUACUGGUGAUUGUAAGUGAAAAAUUAAAAGUUAUUUUAUAUUUUUUUGCAUUGUAGGUAUAUUUUUUUGUUUUUUAUGCACUGUAAGGUAAGGUUUUUUAAAUUUCGAUGUUUUCAGAUUCUUGUAUUCUAACUCAAAGAGAAAAGAACUACAAUGCGAACUGUACCCAGCCUUGUUAUGAAUCAACCUACUCGGUUGAUGUGUCAAGUUCAAAAUGGCCGAGUGGAUCAUCGACAGCUAUUGGCACAUGUGAAAAUGGUGAUUAUGGUAACCAAACAUGUGUUGAUAUGUACGCUGAAAACGGUGCUUUCGUUCAAGUUUACUUCGAAGCACAGAGCUACGAAAGCGUGGAGGAAGUGCUUGAUUACUCGGUAAGGGAACUCUUGGGUGAUAAAUGAUUAGCUAAUCGAUUAUGGGUUGGGGUGAUCAAGAACUGAGGGAAGGAGAGAAUAUUGUGUUUAUAUGAUUGUGUACUUAUAUAUAAUGUAGCGUAGAAAUAUUUUACUUGAAGCAAGAAAGUAUAUUUCAAAUGCUAUAUAAAUACCUUUAGUUCUCGAGCUUUCUUUCUGACUUUGGCGGAACUUUGGGCUUAUGGAUUGGAGGUUCUAUUCUAGUGAUUAUUGAAGUGACUUUGCUUGUAGUACAGGUUAGUUUAAUGGCUUUGUACACCAACGUUUUAUAUAUUUUUAAUCUAAAUAUGUAUCAUUUUCUAAUGACAAGUUUAAAACAAUCCUUUUUUACUUUUUGGUACUAAAACUUUUUAAUUUUUGAAUACUUUACAGUGCACAAUGGCAUUUUGUUGUCCACGCUCUGGCAGACUUAUUGGUUACUAA
This is a messenger RNA of Bursaphelenchus okinawaensis, 2529 nucleotides long. The record is from the annotation of a GenBank genome assembly. Lineage: Eukaryota; Metazoa; Nematoda; Chromadorea; Rhabditida; Aphelenchoididae.